Messenger RNA from Saccoglossus kowalevskii, 1038 nucleotides. Its product is annotated as allatostatin-A receptor-like. Gene Ontology annotation, molecular function: G protein-coupled receptor activity. Lineage: Eukaryota; Metazoa; Hemichordata; Enteropneusta; Harrimaniidae. Gene Ontology annotation, biological process: G protein-coupled receptor signaling pathway. The record is from RefSeq and is a predicted model, not a curated record. Gene Ontology annotation, cellular component: membrane.
AUGAAUUCUACAACACAGAGCAAUGCCACGGAAGAGAUGGGUUCAAGUACAAUAUCGAGUCCUGUGUGGACUUACGUACAAACUACCGAAAUCGUUAUCGCCGCCGUCGGGGUUAUCAGCAAUUUGGUGGUUAUUAUCGUUAUGAUCGGCAUCCCGCAUCUUCGGUCACAGCUGACGUUCAGACUCACUGCAUCGCUGGCAGUGGCAGACCUACUGGCAUCCAUUUUUCUUGUUCCGCGGACAUUGCGAGGCUUUUUCGCUGUACCUUCUGGAAUAGCUGGAGAAAUUUACUGUCGAACUGUCAAAGCUACGAUUCUGUGGGUGAGUUUUGUUGCAUCUACGUACACACUAAUAGCUAUCACCAUGGAACGAUAUGUUGCAAUCGUUCACCCAUUACGAUAUAGUGGGCAUAAGGGAAGGGUGUCCGCAGUACUCAUCAUAUUCGUUGUCUGGCUUCUCGCCUUUAUCAUGCAGAGCUUUUGCGUCUACAACAAUUCAUACAAUCCGACAAUAGACAGCUGUAGCUACAAAUGGCCAUUUGGGGACUGGUAUCAAACUUUUGCUGGUGUCGGACUUUUUUUUGCCACUUAUUUUGUUCCUGGUGUAAUUUUAUUGGUUGCGUAUGCUAGAAUUUUUCUCGCUCUCCGUGAAAGUGAACGCAAAAUUGGACAAGGCAGUGCUGAUCAUGGUAAAACUGUUACACCCGCCAGGAUCCGUACCAGAAAGAAAGUCAUCAAGAUGUUCUCAGUUGUAUGCCUGGCAUUCUUAAUCUGCUGGGGACCUAAUCAGUUUCUUUUUUUGAUUCUGAAUUUUAAGUCCGAGAUACACGUCAGUGAUGUCAUUUAUAAUUUCACGCGUGUUCUAGCUGGUCUAAAUUCAUGCCUAAAUCCUUUCAUUUACGCAUUUUGGAGCAAACCGUUUCGAAGCGGUAUUGUGUUAAUAUUCUGCAGGUGUAAAAACAAAGUUGGCGUAUUGGAGAGUCAGAGUGGGCCAUCUAGAGUAAAUACGACAGUAGGGGGUCCGGGAAACCAUGCAUGA